UUAGUAUUUAAUUAACCGCCACACGUGCCGCUCGGUUUGUUUUUGUUUUCUUUCGGGGAUCUGAUCUGGAUAAAAUUGAAUGACCAGAUGAGCACCCAAAAGCUGGAGUAUGACUCGGUAUUGGGCGGUAAGGUGACACUGCCGUCUCAUGUUACCACAUACCAUUAUGCGGCCGGGGCGCUGCAGGAGAUUCGCAACCUGGUGGCCGACUGUCAGGAGACGACGCUCCGGAGCAGCAAACUAAUCUUCCAAACACUACCCAAGCACAUGCGCCGCCGGGCCAUGUCGCAUCACCCGAAGCGCCUGCCACGCAAGUACCGCCAGGCACACAAAUCCCAAAUGGCAAAGGGCGGCAACCAGCCGGUGAACAGCAAAUGCCCAUCGAGAAAAUACCGCCGGCGACCCAAGAAUCUGAUGCGGGAGUAUGUGCGCCGUCAGAAACGCCACGUCUGGCUGGAGACUCACAUCUGGCACGCCAAGCGAUUCCACAUGAUUGACAGAUGGGGUCACCGGCUGGCCUACGCCAGCUGCGACAAGACCUACCGCGCUUGCUAUCGGGCCAGUUCAGAGCACUGUCUACUGCAGGACAUAUCGUUCUACGGCUGCGUAGAGUUGCGAGGACCCUUAGACACACUGCGCAAGGGAUUCGCCCGCCUAACUAGCCCACAGUGUGGCCUGGGGAUCACAGCCAAAACUUUUCUGAACGGACGACGCGAGGGCAGUGUAGAGCUAUUCGAAGACGGCCGGUAUCCAUAUGGAGCCCUACAACGAGCCAGCUUUAUAUGGCGGCCGCAAGGAACAGAGGAGGAACACACGCUAUGGCUGUGGCUGCAUCCCAGUGGCUCUGAAGCUAUUUUAGAGCAGCUGCGCACAGUGUUUCAGCUGAAGUCUACAAAGCAGCAGAAGUUGCCUUUCAGUGAGGAUGUUGUUGAGCCGGUAGAGUUACCCAAAGAAACGAAAGGAAACAAGAAGGCUCAGCCUCUUGGCAAGGAAAACCAAGACAAGGACAAUCUGCAACAGGAGAAUGUUAAGAAGAAGUCAAGCGAGAAAGCCCUUCGGUUCUGGACACAAACAAAGGCCUUUGAGUUACGGCCUAGCUACUUCAAUCCGGAUAACACCGUCCACUUGGUGCUGCUGCAGCGGGAGUUCAAUCGUUUUCGUUUGACAGGGCCCAGAGCUCAACGCGUUUUACUAGCCAGCCUUCGUCCACAUCAAAAGGAUGAACUCCAAGAUCAAGCCAACUACUGCCAGGCAGCCCUGCAGCUGAGCUCACCCGCCGAGCUGCUAUCUAAUCUAGUAAUGGGUCACCAGGUGACGGAUCCUCGUCUGCAGCGACCGAAAAAGCGUACGAAAGCAGAAGGGAAAACGGAACCAACACUAUCCGCAGGGGAUCUUCUGGUUGAUCAACCAAAGUGCCUGUCAGAAAGUCCUUUGUGGAGCACGGAGGCUAGGGAGCGGUUGGCCGCUGGCAUCAUGUCCACGCAAACAUACGAGAACCUGCGUCAACAGCAUGCCGUGGUACCCGGAGUUCCUUGUGCCUUUGAACAGGAUAUGCAGGCGGUGCCUCUAAUUCUAAUUCAAAGGCCAGGAUCUCAAGAUCCCAGAUACAAAAGACUUUCCUACGGAUCCGGCUGGGAUGUAAUUGCUCCAACUGGAUAUGGCAUGCCUCUGUGGCUAACGCUCACCAUGUGGGGCGCCAGGCCGGGUGGACUAAGAGAACUCGAUUCGGUGGCUAGGGAGGCCGGCACCGAGAUGCAUUUGCCAGAUACAAUAACGGGAGUGCAGCAAGCUGCGGCUUCAGCAGAUGAGCUCCGUGUAAGAUACUUUCGGAUGCCGCCCAACAAGCGUACCAACUACCGAAAGCUGGCGGUGGUCAGUCCAUUCAGUGCUCCCUGGAAGUAUCUAGUGCGUGACUGGCGUUCAUCUUCAACUCCUGCCAACGGUUCCUCAUUCUAUGUCCUGCGCCAUCGCCAGCAGCUGGAGGAGAUUACAGAGUGCAUUCGACAACGUAGCGCGCUGUCUGAGGCGCUGCCCGAGGAGGCACUCAUUCAGAUCCAACUCCGAAUGAUAACCCGUGGUCAUGUAAAGGCCAACGCUCUGAUCUGCCUGCCCACGGCGGCGGAUCAUAAACAGCGCUGGAGGCAGAUAAAAAGAAAUGACCAGGCUCCCGUUUACGUAGAGCCAGCGCAGCCGGAUUUGAAUGAACAACAACGAAAAGAUCUCCGUCUGAGUCACAAGCUCAAGCUAAAGCGAUUACGGACUCGGAGGUUGCGUGUAAAGCGGCGUCUUCAAGAGAAGGCCACCAAGCGUGUUCAUAUACAACCAGCGAAUACGGCUCAUCUGGUGCGUGCCCAACUGCAGGAGAUGUGCCGCCUGUGGCUGCCCACCGAGCCGGCGGAGAUGCGGGACAGUGUACGCCGGCAAUGCAGUCGGGAAGUCUUUGGUUAUGUGAACUCGGCUGGAUUUAGUUUUACCGAGGGCCAUUUCUGUGCCGUAGGCUAUGUGACAACCGCAGGUCUAAGUCAGCUAACCAAGCAGCUGCCAAAACCCAAGCACCACCAGAAGCAGCCGCCACUGAUGCUUCUAGUUCGCAAUCCGGAUAGUCGAGACUACCGCUGGGCCAGCUUUCAAAUCAAUCUUAAUGUUGCUAGUCCAGCUUUUUGAUAGGUUUGCAGUUUAGUCAGGGGUUUUCCGCUGCAAGAACGAAGUUUAACCAGACUAGAAAACUCUACAGUUCUAGGUUGAGAAAAUCUUUAGAGAUCUUCAAUGGUGUCUUUUAAAAUAUGUUAGAACCCAUGAGAAACCGACCAAUAAAACUCGUUCGAAGUUUGUUGUACAUA
This is a messenger RNA of Drosophila eugracilis, 2840 nucleotides long. It is a transcript of the gene Pop1, whose product is annotated as ribonucleases P/MRP protein subunit POP1. The record is from RefSeq and is a predicted model, not a curated record. Bases 88 to 2664 code for a protein of 858 amino acids. Gene Ontology annotation, cellular component: nucleolar ribonuclease P complex; ribonuclease MRP complex. NCBI's taxonomy places the organism in Eukaryota, Metazoa, Arthropoda, Insecta, Diptera, Drosophilidae. Gene Ontology annotation, biological process: tRNA 5'-leader removal. The transcript has 2 exons.